This is a messenger RNA of Morus notabilis, 2784 nucleotides long. RefSeq lists its product as uncharacterized. The transcript has 12 exons. The record is from RefSeq and is a predicted model, not a curated record. Lineage: Eukaryota; Viridiplantae; Streptophyta; Magnoliopsida; Rosales; Moraceae. Gene Ontology annotation, biological process: positive regulation of growth. Bases 446 to 2404 code for a protein of 652 amino acids.
UUCGGUAGUCCGAGGCUGCAAGGAAGGCAGACAGACAGCUGCCGAUGAGUGUAGUUUGAGUGUCCAUUUGUAUCUAAACUACGAACUCUCUCUUUUUAUAUUCCAAUUGUCUUCUUCUUUUACCUUUUCUUCUUCUUUUGGUGGGUUUUGCAAUUUUGAUCCCUCCAUCUUUUUUGAUGAUCAAUCCAAUAUCUUCUUCUCGCUACCAAAGUUUGUCACUUUCUUCAUCUUUGACCCUCCAAAGUAAGUACCAGUUUUUGUCUUUGUUUUAGCUCAACUGAAUAAAUUAAAAAGUGGGAUAAAAAGAACAUCAAAUCUUGUAUCUGGGUUCUUGUUUUUGGCUUCUGAAGAGAUUUGUAUUGGGUUUUUGGUCCUGAAUUUCUGAUAUUGUGAAAUACAUGGUGAAGUUUUUGAGUUAAGAGAGGGGAAUUUUAAAUUAAAAACUAUGGGUGGGAUUUGCUCGAGGAGGGCCACUGUUGAUAACCUUUUUCAGGAGGCAACGAAUGGGCAUUUUGAUCGUUCAAAAGCUGGUAAAGGGAGGUACAAUUCGAGUGCCGGGACUGUGGUUAAGCCGCCCCCGGUGGUCGGAAUUAAGGAGGAGGAGAAGUUGUUGAAGGAGGAGGGUGCUGCGUUGAAGAAAGUGGAUGCUGCAGCAGAAGCUCCUUGUGGAGCUGCUGCUGCUCCUGUUGCUGCUGCUGCUCCUGUUGCUGCUGAUGAUGAUUUUUAUGAUGGAAUUCCGCGGUAUCCGCAGGGUUUGACGCAGAAAUCGCGGUCCGUCAGGAAGGUUUCUGAGGUGAGUUCACGUUUAGGUAGAGCUGGUACCGCUGGAUUGGGAAUGGCGGUGGAGGUCUUGGAUACACUUGGGAGCAGCAUGACGAAUUUUAACUCUGGCAAUGGAUUUGCUUCUACAGCACCAACUAAAGGCAAUGAAGUAUCAAUUUUAGCAUUUGAGAUCGCAAAUACUAUCAAAAAGGGUUCGAAUCUUUUGAAAUCCCUCUCGAAAAGAAGUAUUCAGCAAUUGAAAGAAGAGGUGCUUCCUUCGAAAAGUGUGCAGUACUUGGUUUCUAAAGAUACAGAUGAGCUGCUAAGGAUUGUUGGAGCUGACAAAAGGGAGGAGUUAAAAAUAUUUGCUCGGGAGGUGGUCCGUUUUGGAAAUCGCAGUAAAGAUCCUCAGUGGCACAACUUGGAUCGUUAUUUGGAGAAAAUCUGCAGGGGAGUUAUUCCUCAAAGGAAUUUGAAGGAGGAGGCAGAUUUGGUGAUUCAACAACUAAUGACUCUGGUCCAGCACACUGUUGAAUUAUACCAUGAACUGCAUACGUUGGACCGAUUUGAACAAGACUAUCAGCGUAAGCGUCUAGAAGAGGCGAUUUCAUCAGGAACUCAAAGAGGCAAUAACAUGGCAAUCUUGAGGUCAGAACUAAAAAGCCAAAAGAAACUAGUAAAAAGUUUGAAGAAAAAGUCUCUUUGGUCUAAAAGUCUUGAAGAGAUGAUGGAGAAGCUUGUAGAUAUUGUUCACUUUCUACAUCUAGAGAUACAAAAUGAAUUUGGUGAUGCUGAUGCUCAUAAACCAGCUGAGAAAUCUGCAAACAGUGAUAACAGACUGGGACCUGCUGGCCUGGCGUUGCAUUAUGCCAAUAUGAUCAUUCAAAUUGAUACCCUUGUAGCCAGAUCAAGCAAUAUGCCUCCAAAUACAAGGGACGCAUUGUACCAAAGCUUGCCGCCUACUUUAAAAUCAUCUUUGCGCUCCAAAUUAAAAUCUUUUCAUGUUAAAGACGAGAUGACUGUUAAAGAGAUCAAAGAUGAGAUGGAAAAAACUUUGGGGUGGCUCGUUCCAGUCGCUACAAACACUGCGAAAGCCCAUCAUGGUUUUGGCUGGAUUGGAGAGUGGGCAAACACUGGUUCUGAUCGAAAGCCGGCUCUUCAAACUGAAGUACUGCGAAUCGAGACACUCCACCAUGCCGAUAAAGAUAAAACAGAAGCGUGUAUACUUGAGAUGCUGUUAUGGCUUCACCAUUUGGCCACUCGGAACAAGUCUAGCAAUAACACAGAGGGCAACAAGUGUCCUUUGAAGUCCACACCCCUCCCAAAGGCAAAUCAGCAGCCCAAGGACGGAGUCACCAAUGCUCCAACGCCCGUGCUAACACCCGAAGACCAUGAGAUGCUGCAGGCUGCAACCAAGAAAAGGCGGAUCCCGGGAAUCAGCAAAAGUCAAGACUUUGAUGCUGAGAAGACCAGUUCAAGAAAAUGCAGCUCGCUGACUAGGAGUAGCAGCCAUUCCUCAAGGAGAGUAAGUCAGGAACCCGUACCUUUCAAUAGAAUUUCUUCCGGGAUUCGAAUCCCUGAUUUCUGCAUUGACAAGGAGAAAGUAUUGGAUAUUAUAGACAGAGUGGAGACACGAAGAUAAAUUGCGAAAACACUAUAGAUCAUCGAUUCAUCAUCGAGAAAAGCAGGCCGUAAAAGAACGGGGGAUCUUGUAAAUCUUUUCGUACCUGGCAUAAGAGGUUAUCCAUUUAUCUUGACUUCUGGGUUGCAAUAUAUUGUAUAUAUAGCGAAAAGAUACCACACAACACAGAGAUAGAACAUGAUUUGGGGUGAAGAGUUUGGAAAUAUGCUUUGACAUAAAAUAGUUUCAUACGAAAUCACAAUUGCACCAUACGGCAUUUUUAGAAACUUAUUGAACAAUGAGGUCUGCAGGAUUGUUAGAGAUGUAUUGUUGUAGCAACUCUUUGGCCUUUGCUUUCUGAUUGAUGUACGUACUAAUUGGAAGAGUGAGUUAUUACAAAA